CCGACUAACGGGACCCGCUCCAGAAGCGGCACGGCCCGAGGCAAGAGGCGCGCAUAAAGACGGCGCCUUCGUUAAGCUGGGCCACGAUAGCGAAACUCGCCUAGAAACUUCCCAGUCAGCACGGGGGGUGCCGGUGACGGCCCCUUCUUCGAGUAGGUUGACGUCAUCGCCGCAGGAGUGGGUGCGCGCUUACAACGGGACUGCAGUGAAGGCACAUCGAAGUGAGACUGUAGAUCUCCUGUUGCAACCCGUCUUCAGUGUGGUAGUGGUUGCGGUGCUCUGGCCUGAAGCCACCACACCACUUGCGUUCUUCCUCUGCUGGAACUCCACGACAGCAGGAGGUGUGUGUGACACUUCGUCAGCUCGGGUUCCCCCGCCCCGAAGACGGACCCCCGGUCGAUCCUGGAUUAACCGCGGGAGACAGCGAUACAAGGGGAGCCAUGUUCCUGUGGCCGGCGCUCUUCUUAUCGGCCCUGGGUGCCAGCUGGCCAUCACCGGCAGCCGCAGCAGGGCGCCACCGGGUGCCCCGAGAAGUAACGCCACGCACGGACCUGAAGAUCGUGUGCUACUACUCAAACUGGGCCGUGUACCGACCAUCGCUAGCGAAGUUCACGCCACAGAACAUCAACCCGUACCUGUGCACGCACAUCAUAUACGCGUUCGCAGGCUUCAACAAGCGUUACGAGCUGAAGCCGUACGACCCAUACAACGAUAUUGAACAGGGCAACUACAAGAAGUUCACGGGCCUGAAGCAAUACAACCCUGAUCUCAAGACCAUGGUCGCCGUAGGCGGAUGGAACGAGGGCUCUAAAAGGUUCUCGCACAUGGUGUCCGACCGGAGCCAGAGACAAAAGUUCGUGCGCAGUGCCAUCAAGUUCUGCCGUGAGCACGGCUUCGACGGCUUGGACAUGGACUGGGAGUACCCGGCCUUCCGCGAGGGAGGACUGCCCGAGGACAAGCAGGGCUACGCGCAGCUCAUCCGGGAACUGCGGGAGGCCUUCGAGGCCGAGUCCGUGCCUAGGGGCAAGGAGCGCCUACUCCUGUCGGUCGCCAUGCCCGCAGGCAAGGAGUACAUCGACAACGGCUUCGACGUGCGAGUCAUCGCCAAGGCGGCCGACUUCCUGAACCUGCUAACGUACGACUACCACACGGCGUACGAGUCGGCCACGCAGCACCACGCCCCGCUGGGCUCGCCUGACGGCCUCCGCGACUGGGACGACGAGAGCCGGCUGAACGUGCGCUGGACGGUCGACUACUACCUGGACGCCGGCGCGCCCCGCAACAAGCUCGUCGUGGGCGUGCCCACCUACGGCCGAUCCUACACGCUCGAGGACCCCGAUGAGAACGAGCUGGACUCGGCCGCGCAGGGACCUGGAGAGCCUGGCAACUCGACUCGCGAGAAGGGCUACCUCGCCUACUACGAGAUCUGUCAGUACGUGAACGAGAAGGACUGGGAGCUGCGGCGACCCGAUCCCCGGCGCAUGGGUCCAUACGCCUUCAAGGACGACCAGUGGGUGGGCUUCGACGACGAGCAGAUGGUGCGCGAGAAGGCACGCUACAUCCUCUCCAAGGGCCUGGCCGGGGCCAUGGUCUGGACUCUGGACAACGACGACUUCCGGGGCCACUGCGGCGGUGAGAUGAGUCCCCUCAUCACGGCGCUCCGUAAAGAACUCCUCGAAGGCGUCACGACUUCGGGCUCGUUCGAAGACGAGGACGAGGAAGAAGAGGAAGAGCUAGUGGCCAGCAGCAACGCCCGCUCGACGACCGCUAGGCCCAGAGCAGCCCAGAGACCGCAGCAGCAGGAGAUCGGACGUCGCGUGGCCAAGUCCUCGCUGUCCCCGGGACGCCGGGGAGGCUCGGGUACGCGCAAGAACCUGGCCCUGUCGGUGACCACGCCACCACCGCCGCCAACCCCGGACCCGGGACCCGCAUUCGAAUGCGAGGACGAAGGCUUCUUCAACAACCCGCGCGACUGCAGGAAGUACUUCUGGUGCCUGGACUCCGGCCCGGCCAACCUGGGCACGGUGGCACACGCGUUCACCUGCCCUUCCGGACUGUACUUCAACUCGAAAUCCGAAGCGUGCGACUACAAGGAGAACGUGGUCUGCAAGGUUCCGACGCCGACGGACGCACCGUCCACCACGACGCGCAAGCCGCGGCGUACGAAGGCUCGUUCCACCACGACCACUACAACCACGACCGAAAGGCCAACCACGACCACGACGACUACCACCUCCACUACAACAACCACAACACCACCACCACCACCACCACCUCCGCCGCCACCGCCGACCACGAAGGCUCCCGAUCAGAACGUCGCCGAACUACUGAAGCUGCUGCAGAGCAUCGGCGGCGUGGAGAAGUUGCAGACCAUCCUUACGUCAGCCGAGAACCAGGGAGGGCAGGCCAUCCGCACGGGAGCUCGUCGGCUGCCGCCUCAAGUCUUCGCUGGCACCGAGGUGCCACCAUUCCGUCCCGUCUACAACGACAGCAGCGCCGCAGCGCAGGGUCACGUAAUCCGGAGACCGCCGCAGUUCCAGGAACCCCAGCUGUUUCAGUACGUUGAGCCCGAUAGGCCGCCUCCAACGCAGUUCGCUCCACCACCUUCAACUCCAUACGCCUCGCCCCCAACGCCAACGCCACCUGAGGAGACCAACGUGUUCGUGGGUCCCAUACACGGAACGCUGCCUCCGCGAAUGCCUUUCCAGUUCGUCUACCAGACGCCCGAGAGAGGGCAACCACAACAGCAGCUUCAACAGCCGUUGCAGCAGCAGUCUUUGCAGCAGCAACAACAACGGCAACAGCAACCACAGGUGUUCUCCGGCUACCAGGGAGAUCCUGUAAACACUCCGCUAAACGUUCCCGUGCAAGCACCCGUAUUCUCACCCCCGACGGUGCCGCCGUCCGUGUACCCGACGCAGCCGUCCACGUCCUCCUUCACCGAAUCGGUGGGCGUGACACCCAUAGACUUCCCGCCGGAUUUCCAGACAGACGCAGAGGUCCUGGUACCACUCAGCUUCCGGAAAGGAACCAAGGUUCGUAUCAACAAGGUGGUACGGGUGAACGGAAAGCCCACGGGAGACCACCAGGUUGAUGGCGGAGGUCGUCGCGGAAAGAGGAUACGCGUCCGACCGGGAGACAGAGUCGCCGUGCGCCGCAAGCCUGUCCAGCAGACCCUGCCCCCGACCACCACGACGACCACGACCACGACGACAACGCGCAGGCCGACCUCUCCGCCACCGCCGCAAUACGACGACGUGGAAUAUGAGUACGAGUACGAAGACGAGGAGCCGUCGACGACCUCGACGACGACCACAACGACGACGACGACAACGCGUCGCCCCAGCCGGAGGGGAGGACGUCGCGGAGGCAGCAGGCGUCCCGCGGCAGGUGCCACGGGAGGUCACCGACGACCCGUCGUGGCGGCGGCACCGUUGCCCACCAUUCCGCCGGACCCUUUCGCGCCGCCGCUCAUCCUGAUCGACGAGAACACUGUGGACUGCCACAAGCGCGGCGUGUUCCCGCACCCGGAGAACUGCGGCAAGUUCGUGGUGUGCGCGCCAAACUCGAAGGCAUCUACAGGACUGCGCGGCUACGUCCACAACUGCCCCGCCGAGAUGCUUUACAGGAGCAAGGUUGGCCGGUGCAUGAAGGGAGACCGAGAUUCGUGCAACAAAAAGUGAUGACAUCGUUGGGCUGUCUUCGCGCCCUGCUUUUAAUAAGCACAUGUGCUUCAAUGUUUGCCAAGAUUGACGUCGCAACCAAGACAAGAAGGCAGGAUCUAUGACGCUGCUCCACACCUAACAAAUGCUGGCGCGCACAUCGAUUGUACAGCAGCAGCACUAUCUUCGGUGGGCCGCUGGUGUGCACUACACUUCCAUCAAGCUCUUGGUGCAGUUCAUGCUUAUGUAUGCUCUUGGAGCUCUUGUAUCCCAAGAAGUAUGCGCUUGAUGCUCUUGGACGCAAGAACCGGUAUGAAUGCACUCAAGGCAGUUAAAAUGGCUCAUAGACACAAGGUAGAAGUGUUUGUGUCAAUAGGCCAUUCUCAUCCGAAACCCUUGUCCACGUGAACAGGAGUACCGGAAGAUAGAUGGGCCAAGGCAAAUGUUCUACAAACUUUACCACGCUCUAUAAGCAAAAAAUAGGCAAAGAAGCACAUGCAACACUCAAAUAUGCAUCCAAGAACAGUCAUGCUCCCUUUGUUUUUUUUUCUAUUUUUUAUGUUUACCUGCUUCACAGCAAAGCGUACAGUGUAGUGAGUGAUGGGUUGUGAUGUGGUACGCUCGACAGCGCCAUGGCUCUAACAUGCAUUGGGCUCAACUGCGAGAUUUCGGCACUUGAAGAAACACGACCAAUUCACAAAAGCACCCAGCACAACAAGCGCAAAAGUAACUUCCAACUCGGUGUUUCUCGAAGUAGAUCUGGCACAGAACAGCCAGAACCAGGGCGAAAAAUGUCAUGUCAUACUACCACCUAACUCGCCAGAAUCGCAGACAUGUGAAGAAACCACACACACAAACAAAAUAUCUACGCAAUUUGGGACGCUGUCACACAACAACCCAUAUCCUUAUCCUGCCGUGUUUCCUUUCUGAGCCAGUGACAGACGGCAAAGCCAUAUAGAUUUCUAGAAAACUAUCACCCGUGGCCGUUCAUUCCAUCAGUGGGCAGGACUACAAACAAAUCAAUGUCCCAGCACGCUGACAUUUGUGCCACCAAUAUCGGACGCAUUGUACGAUUCGCCAAUACGUCUAUACUCUCAUUUGCUAUGCCCUCUCUGACUGGCUCAAGACAAAAACACGUCAGAAUUCGGCAAAGAAGACUUUGACACUGUCCACAACAGAACCCCAACCUCAUCGUGGGCGGCCAUAGAAGACGAAGACGCAGCCAAUCCAGCAACGUCAGCAGUGGCGUCAGCAGCAGCUCACCCCACGAAUCUGCAUGUGCAGUGCGCAGGGAUCUUCGGUGUUCGCCAUCGUGUACACUGAACUGAUGUUCCCUGUGAGGUGACGGGCUCGAGAGACGCUAUAGUACAAAAAAAGGCGCUUCCCUGAAACCUUGGAGUUCGUGGGUGUGGCUUCAAGUGUGCUGCUGAAAUAAAGUGAGAAAUGCGGA
Molecule: messenger RNA, 5112 nt
Organism: Rhipicephalus microplus (southern cattle tick)
Lineage: Eukaryota; Metazoa; Arthropoda; Arachnida; Ixodida; Ixodidae
Product: Chitinase 6
Biological process (GO): chitin catabolic process; carbohydrate metabolic process
Cellular component (GO): extracellular region
Molecular function (GO): chitin binding; chitinase activity
Source: RefSeq, a predicted model, not a curated record